ACACAAACAGACACACAGUGCAGAGACACACGGUGCUGGAAGCAGAGCUGUAGGAGGGACAGCAUCCGCAUCGUUAGGAGGGCGGCGUGGUGGCAUCGCCUGCAGGAAUCCGCUCAAGUCCACAGCGGAGGAAAAAUGCGCUGAAGGGGGAAGAAGCUCGGUGGAUAACCAAAGAUUACCUUACAGCGCUGACACAUCUGAAGACAAGACAGGAGAGGAAGAAGACAAAAACCCGCUUUGGACAAGUUGUGAUUUGAAAGAAGCGGAGAUGAACACCAACGAUGCCAAGGAGUACCUGGCACGGCGGGAGAUCCCUCAGCUGUUCGAGAGCCUGCUGACGGGUCUGAUGUACUACCGGCCCGAUGACCCCAUCGACUACCUGGAGGGCUGCCUGAAGAAAGCCAAGGAGCUCGGCGGGCCGGACAAGGUGCGGUGGGACACCUUCGUAGGCCAGGAGAAGAAGCCCCUUCCCCCCCUGAACGGAGGCCAGUCCCGCCGGUCCCUCUUCAGGAACGUUUUGCCCGACAGCCCCAACUUCCCCUACAGACGCUACGACCGCCUGCCUCCCAUCAGCCAGUUCUCCAUCGAGAGCGACUCGGACCUGUCGGAGACUGCGGAGCUCAUCGAGGAGUACGAGGUGUUCGACCCGUCCAGGCCCAGGCCCAAAGUCAUCCUCGUCAUCGGUGGUCCCGGCAGCGGCAAAGGAACGCAGAGCCUGAAGAUCGCCGAGCGCUACGGCUUCCAGUACGUGUCGGUGGGCGAACUGCUGAGAAAGAAGAUGAUCCACAACGCCACCAGCAACAGGAAGUGGAGCCUGAUCGCCAAAAUCAUCACCAACGGAGAGCUGGCGCCACAGGAGACCACAAUAACUGAGAUAAAGCAGAAGAUUAUGAAGAUCCCAGAUGCUAACGGUAUCGUCAUAGACGGGUUCCCUCGUGAUGUCGGACAGGCCCUGUCCUUUGAAGACCAGAUCUGCUCUCCUGACCUGGUGGUGUUCCUGGCCUGCACUAACCACCGUUUGAAGGAGCGGCUGCAGAAGCGAGCCGAGCAGCAGGGACGACCGGACGACAACCCCAAGGCCAUCAACCGCCGGCUCACCAACUUCAAACAGAACACCAUCCCUCUGGUCAAAUACUUCCAGGAGAGGGGGCUCAUUGUGACGCUGGACGCCGACCGAGAUGAGGAGGAAGUCUUCUGCGACAUCAGCAUGACUCUGGACAACAAACUGUUUCCCUGCAACGAGCUGGCAGCCGGUCCCAGUGAGUUGGAUCUCAGUCUAGUGGGUGAAACCAGCAGCCCGGCAGAUGUUGCCUGCAAGUACGACGAGGCUGAAGAAGAAGAAACCGGAGAUGCUGAAGGAACCACAGAAAGUUAUUGCACAGAACAGAAGAAGCCAAAGGUCAUCUUCAUGAUGGGUGGUCCGGGCUCAGGUAAGGCCGUCCAGUGUGAGCGGAUGGAGGAGAGGUUCGGCCUUCGUCGCGUCACUCUGGCCGAGCUGCUGUGCAACGAGCUGCAGUCUCACAGCGACAGAGGGCGCCACCUGCAGGACAUCCUGGAGAGAGGAGAGCAGCUGCCUGAGGACUCGCUGCUGGAGCUGCUGUGUGACGCCGUGGCGUCGUCGCUCCGGCAGGGAAAAGGUCUGGUGAUCAGCGGCUUCCCCAGAGACCUGAGGCAGGCGGAGGAGUACGAAUCCAAGAUGGGUGAACCCGGCGCUGUGUUCCUGCUCAGCUGCUCUCCAGACUCCAUGUCCAGCCGCCUGCAGAGUCGCAGCAGAUCCAGAGACGACGUCCUGCACCGGAGGGCCCAGAGCUUCAGCAGCGACAGCCAGGCGGUGGCAGCUCACUACCAACGCAAGAGGCUCCUGCACACGAUCGACGCUGAGCGGUCGCCUGAUGAAGUCUUCGUCCAGAUCUGCCAGUCCAUGGAGUCUCCAUCCACCUUCUGAGACCUUCAACACCCUCGUCUCUCUGCCAUCCAGGAGGUCCAACCCUGAAGCCCCCUUCUGUCCUCCAUCUGCCCCCUGAGGAGACUCAAACCUGCACCAGACUGUCUCUCGUUGAACUCCAGUGGUUUGCAUGUUUUCACCUGCGAUCAGUGAAAGUCUCUCUGCUUUCUGACAAAGCGCCUGGUUGUUCUGCUUCUCCUUCCCUGCAUCUCCUCUUCCUCUGUCUUUCUUUCCCUGUGCUGCCAGCUGCCCGGCCGGGGCAGGUCACCGAGGAAACCGCCUCCCUGCUUCGGCUGAGAGCUGAAUGUGAAAUGUGUGAACGGAGGUUUUUAUUUUUCUCUUCAGCACCGAGCUUUAUAUCAUAACAAGCAUGCCAGAGUUACACUUCUAAGCUUAAACUGCCUUUUGUGAGUUCAAUAAGAAGCAGAAACGAAUUAAAGCGUAUUGAGAUGACCACGUUUGUAUGUUUUGGGUUUUUUCCUGAGCUCAUCGUACAGGUGCUUGUUUCCAGUCUGGUAUUUAACAUUCAAUAAAAGCCAGUGCAUUUGCUAUAACGGAGGAGUUCUCAGUGUGGUGCUUUUGGUUUCUGAGCCGAUCUGACAGCGCCAUCUGCUGGAGAGAAGAUCGAAGCAAAGAAAACAGAAUCUUCAGCUCAGUGGCGUGCAGACAUUUAGGGGAUCCGGGGUCCGUUUCACGAAGCGGGUUUAGUGAAAACUCAGAGUUUGUUAACCCUGAAAUGAGGGAAACUCAGAGUUUUCCGUUUCACAAAGGGAGGUAACUCAAACCAGAGACAGAGGGGUAACUCUAGCCUGUUUCACAAAGAGGGGUAACUUAAACUCUCGGUCAGUUACCAUAGUAACAGACUCUUGUUUUUCCAUAUAGCCUCAUCGUGGGUGGAGUCGUCAUAGCGCAGCGAGCCUAAAGUCCCUUAACGUCAUUUGCGUGCGACACAAACGCAACAUAACGGAGACGAUGGUUCACCUGCUGCUCGGUCUGUGGGUUUCUGUCAGAUUCAAAGUAAUAGAAGAGUCGGAGAAAGCUGAGAGCGACGAGUCGAAACACUCAGGAGACACACAGGAGAGUUUGGGAGGCGAUGCAGCAGUAUCAAGCUGAAGACAAGAGGAUAUGAACGAGACGACAUAUGAGGAUGCUCUCUGAUGAGACUUCAUGGGAUUUACCUGAAGCAGCAGCACAUGAGCCUGCAGUGGUACAAGGUGUAGAGGAGGAGGACAGAGAUGUACAGGAUGCACUGAUGCACUACGUGUCAUGCAAAGUUAUUCUUCUUGUUAUACUUCUGUUUUUCUGUCCCCGGACCGCUAUUGUUUUCUUUAAUGCAAUUCUGACAAUAAACUUUUGUACCUUUUGCA
This is a messenger RNA of Amphiprion ocellaris (clown anemonefish), 3312 nucleotides long. It is a transcript of the gene ak5, whose product is annotated as adenylate kinase 5. The transcript is spliced from 15 exons. The coding region runs from base 269 to 1945 and encodes 558 amino acids. Gene Ontology annotation, molecular function: ATP binding; nucleoside diphosphate kinase activity. Gene Ontology annotation, biological process: nucleoside triphosphate biosynthetic process. Gene Ontology annotation, cellular component: cytoplasm; cytosol. NCBI's taxonomy places the organism in Eukaryota, Metazoa, Chordata, Actinopteri, Pomacentridae. The record is from RefSeq and is a predicted model, not a curated record.